AUGACACAAAAUGUGAUCGAACCGUGGAAACAAAGGACCCAAGAUGAAUAUAGAGAGAUCAAACUAAUCGGUCAAGGCGCGUACGGAGCCGUUUAUCAAGUCGAACACCGAGCAACCGGGCAAACGUUUGCGCUGAAGAAAGUGGUGAUUCGUGUCUCCGAUGAGGGAGUGCCGCAAAGUAUGCUUCGAGAAAUCUCAACCCUCGUCAAGUUCAAACGAUUCAAACAUCGAAAUCUCACAGAAUUGAUCGACGUUUUCGCCACGCAAAACAAGGAUCACGAGCUGCACAUUGGGAUGAUUUUGGAGAAAUGCGACUGGGAUCUCUACGAUUUUAUGCGAACAAUUCCAAGGGAUAUGCCUGAGACACAAAUAAGGACAUUGGCAAGACAAAUAAUCAACGGAAUCUCAUUCUUGCAUUCGCACAACAUCAUCCAUCGGGAUCUAAAGCCGCAAAAUAUUCUCAUCAAUCGGAAUUUGUCCGUGAAGUUGGCUGACUUUGGAUUGGCUCGACUUGCGUCAGCGUGCGCUCAAUUCACAACUGUGGUUGUCACUUUGUGGUAUCGAAGCCCGGAAGUUUUGCUGCAAACGACAUACGGAAGCUCGGUGGAUGUGUGGGCAUUUGGGUGUAUUCUCAGCGAGAUGUACAAUCGACAAACCCUUUUCCCGGGAAGAACCGAGGCCGAUCAGUUGAAGAUCAUCGUCAACAAAAUGGGUAAACCAUCCGAAUCGGAUUGGCCAUCCGACGCAAUAAUCCCUCUGUCAUUCUACGAGUGGACACCGCGCCAAUCACUCUAUCAACUCAAUCCAAAGCUUUCACAAGCUGCUUGUCGCUUCAUUGAGAAGUGUAUCCGAUGGAAUGGUGACAUGAGAUGCACAGCGUUGGAGGCGCUCAAUGACAGCUUUUUCGACGGUCCAUACUCACAAGGAUACGAGAAUCUCUUCGAUGAACCACUACCAAAUGCUCAUCAACAA
This is a messenger RNA of Mesorhabditis belari, 972 nucleotides long. The record is from the annotation of a GenBank genome assembly. NCBI's taxonomy places the organism in Eukaryota, Metazoa, Nematoda, Chromadorea, Rhabditida, Rhabditidae.